Molecule: messenger RNA, 2704 nt
Organism: Dendrobium catenatum
Lineage: Eukaryota; Viridiplantae; Streptophyta; Magnoliopsida; Asparagales; Orchidaceae
Product: cryptochrome-1
Exons: 6
Coding region: 489-2477 (662 amino acids)
Biological process (GO): blue light signaling pathway; circadian regulation of gene expression; entrainment of circadian clock by photoperiod
Cellular component (GO): cytoplasm; nucleus
Molecular function (GO): FAD binding; blue light photoreceptor activity; DNA binding
Source: RefSeq, a predicted model, not a curated record
GUUCAUUAGGCUCAAUGGGGGCAAAAGCCAGAAGGAAGCCGGGAAGGAGGAAAAGAUCGAACAUUGUGUAUAAACUGAACUCAUGGAGGUUGCACGAUAGUUAAAUUGCGCUCAAGUGGUCUUUGCCAAUGGGUUCUUUUUGGUCAACGUGAGUGAAGUUCCCAACUUUACCAUCUGGGUACUGGAUAGGAUUUAGGGUUAAAUAAAGCAAGAAAAGCUGAAAAGUUGGUUUAAUAGCUUCUUCGAAGUGUAAUGAACUUAUUCUCCCAGGUCUAGGUGGGAAGUUUGAUCUCUUAUUUCACUCCACCUUUCCACCCCAAGUAGGGUUUUGGGCAUCUUUGAUUAAAUCAGAUAUGAUUCGGGAAAAGUGCUGCUUUUGAUGUGUAUCAGUUUUCCCAGUUAAGCUGCUCCACAUCAUUUCUAUGAAUACUUUGAUGGCGUGUGUAAUUUUCUUCAGUUGAACAUGAAAGCUUGAAAUAGCCGUGUAAAUGAUGGACAGUCAAAGUAGGACAAUUGUUUGGUUCAGGAGGGACCUUAGGAUUGAGGAUAACCCAGCACUGUUGUCUGCGGCAAGGGAUGGGGUUACUCUUCCUGUUUUCAUCUGGUGCCCAAGCGAAGAAGGGAAAUUCUAUCCCGGGCGUUGCUCAAGGUGGUGGCUGAAGCAGUCACUUGCCCACCUUGACCAGUCUUUGAAAUCUAUUGGGGCGCCUCUUGUGUUUAUUAGGGCUGAGAGUACUGUCUCUGCACUUCUUCAUUGUGUCAAUGCGAUUGGAGCCACUAGAGUGGUGUAUAAUCAUCUUUAUGAUCCUGUUUCACUUGUACGAGAUCAUGCAGUCAAAAGUCAAUUAGUGGAUCAUGGAAUUGUAGUACAGAGUUAUAAUGGUGAUCUUCUGUUUGAACCAUGGGAAGUUUAUGAUGCAAGUGGGCAUGCUUUUACAACAUUUAAUGAGUUCUGGAACAGGUGCUUGAGCUUGCCUACUGAACCAGCAGCAUUUCUCCCCCCGUGGCAGUUGGUACCACCCUCAGGGAUUGAAAGUCUUGACAGUUGUUCGAUUGAGGAACUGGGUCUUGAAAAGGAAUCUGAGAAGCCAAGCAAUGCGUUGCUUGGUAGGGGAUGGUCCCCAGGUUGGAGCAAUGCAGACAAAGUGCUAUCUGUAUUUGUGGGAGAAAAUUUAUUAAACUAUUCAAAAAAUAGGAUGAAGCUUGAGGGCACUACUACCUCCUUGCUCUCACCUUACCUUCAUUUUGGUGAGAUCAGCGUAAGAAAAAUUUUCCAAAAUGUGAGAAUGAGGCAGAUACAAUGGACAAAAGAAAAUUCUGAUGCAGUCGAAAGUGUCGACUUCUUUCUUCGAUCUAUUGGUCUUCGUGAAUAUUCACGUUAUCUAUGUUUUAACUUCCCCUUCACUCAUGAAAUGUCUUUAUUGGGGAAUUUGAAGCAUUACCCAUGGCGUGCGGAUCAGGAACAGUUCAAGUCUUGGCGGCAGGGAAGGACAGGGUACCCGUUAGUUGAUGCAGGCAUGAGGGAGCUUUGGGCAACUGGUUGGAUGCAUAACAGAACUAGAGUUAUAGUUGCAAGCUUCUUUGUCAAGUUUCUUCAACUUCCAUGGACGUGGGGAAUGAAAUAUUUUUGGGAUACGCUCUUGGAUGCUGACCUGGAAAGUGACAUCCUUGGCUGGCAAUAUAUCUCAGGCAGCUUACCUGAUGGUCAUGAGCUCAUUAGACUUGACAGUCCAGAGGUGCAAGGUCGAAAAUUUGAUCCAGAUGGAGCUUACAUAAGAAGUUGGAUUCCAGAGCUUGCAAGAAUGCCCACAGAAUGGAUACAUCAUCCAUGGGAUGCUCCAACAUCUAUACUGAAAGCUGCUGGAGUUGACUUGGGAUCAAACUACCCAAAACCAAUUGUUGACAUCAAUAUCGCAAGAGAACAUCUUGAUGAUGCUUUGUCCACUAUGUGGGAACUAGAUCGAGCUGCGAAAGCCGAAAGAUUUAACGGUGCAGGCGAAGUUGUCGCGGACAAUGUCAAAAUGCAAACUUUUGAUAUUCCUACAGUGGUUGUUAGGCGAGAAGCUUCCGACAUCACAUCAUCUCUUGAUCAAAGAGUGCCAUCGUUUCAUAACAUGGAUACAAAUUUUAACAAAAAGCGAAGUAUAAAUUUAGAUUAUGUCAUGAAAAAGGAAGUUGAAUUCAGAAAUAAUGAGAAGGGAACUGUAGGUGAGGAAGAUGAUUUGAGAUCUACUGCAGAAUCCUCAUCUGCUAAGAGAAGAAGCAUCAGUGAGGCUCAAUUUUCUGUACCACUCCCAUGCUAUUCUGAAUCAGAGAGUAAAAAUCAAUGCGGGUAUGAUGCUUUCAAGCCACAAUUUUUUAGAGGUUCACCAUCAACACAACCAGUGCAGAAAGAUAAUGCCAUGGAAGCACAGUAUGAAGAGGCUGAUGUUGAGAGCUGCAAGGAGGGUCUGAGAUCAUGCAAGAGACCUGCUUAGUUGAGGAAAAUGGAAUAUCACUCUUUGUAAUUAUUAAAUAAUACCUUUAUCUUGAUGAUAUUCUAAUGCCAUAGCACAGUGAUUUUCUAAUUGUUAUGUUCAUGUUUAGGAAAUUUUGAUCCAAAUAAAAUUUGCCAAAAAAGUUAAAAAUAUUGGUGUGUAUAUCUUUUGUAAUUAAUUUUUACAUCCUAAUGUGUUUAAAUUUGUAGUUGUUGGAGAUUUGUUCA